This is a messenger RNA of Aspergillus steynii IBT 23096, 510 nucleotides long. RefSeq lists its product as uncharacterized. The coding region runs from base 1 to 510 and encodes 169 amino acids. NCBI's taxonomy places the organism in Eukaryota, Fungi, Ascomycota, Eurotiomycetes, Eurotiales, Aspergillaceae. The record is from RefSeq and is a predicted model, not a curated record. The transcript has 2 exons.
AUGGGCAGCGAAGGCAUCGAUGCCGCAAACGGUCUGACGAAAACGGAGAACCUCGUUGCAUCGGAUCGCAAGCGUCACCACUGUGCUCAGUACGCAGAGGUGCUAGGUAUGGACCUGUAUCGGACCAACACUAGAUCCGACACUAGCGAACCCGAGGGAUUGGGUCGCCAGUUCCUGCGCCGGGCGGAUCCUCUCCUGAUCCCGUGGCUGCUCGAAGCGAACCUUUGGUCCUGGAGGCGACCCGUGGAAGACCUAGCGAAUCUCCCGCUGUUUGACAGCUUCUCGUUACGGCUCGCCCAGAGGCGAUCGUCAUUUCUCCUGCUCGAACUAUUCGCAUCGCUGCCGCGCCGCUCGCCGUUGGACUUUCUGGACGUUGCAGGUCGUGCGCUGCCCUCGGUUUGCUCCGGUUCUCUGACUUGCGUCCGGGCCGAUUCAGCUGUCGACAAUUUCGCCGGCGACUCUCGCUCCCCUCUUCCACCACCUUCUGGUCCCUCCCAGCUGUCGGGCUGA